AUGUUACUAAUUGUUUUCUUAUUGCUUACAUCUAUUGCUAAUCUAUCGGUAAACGCAAAAUACAACUACGACACGGUUACAAACAAUGAUGCAGAAGAUUUUGUUAAAUUGGACCAACAGGAUCGGGGGGAAGAUUUAUUUGCUGCUGAGAAAGAGAUGAUUAAACAAAUGAUGGAAGAUAAUCUACGGCAAGAAACGGCACGACGAGAGUGGCGUCGACGAAUUCACCUCUCAUUCUUGGAAACACAUCAACGUAUUAGUGAGCGUGAUACAGUACAUAUUAAAGAUAUGUUUUCACCAUCCAUACGAGCUGAUUAUCUGCGAAUGCGUCGCAUCAUACGACAACAGAAUGAUGGCGGGACAUUUUUAGAAGAUAUCUUAACACUUGUUCUCUGGACUAUCCCUUUUAUUACCCUCUUGGUGUGGCAAUUCCUAGGGUAA
Messenger RNA from Trypanosoma theileri, 441 nucleotides. RefSeq lists its product as uncharacterized. The transcript has a single exon. Lineage: Eukaryota; Euglenozoa; Kinetoplastea; Trypanosomatida; Trypanosomatidae. Bases 1 to 441 code for a protein of 146 amino acids. The record is from RefSeq and is a predicted model, not a curated record.